Messenger RNA from Plasmodium adleri (nom. inval.), 1824 nucleotides. Its product is annotated as conserved Plasmodium protein, unknown function. Lineage: Eukaryota; Apicomplexa; Aconoidasida; Haemosporida; Plasmodiidae. The record is from RefSeq and is a predicted model, not a curated record. The transcript has a single exon. The coding region runs from base 1 to 1824 and encodes 607 amino acids.
AUGAUAUAUUGGAAGCUACUUCUUUUGUUUGGUACUAUUUUGAUUUUCCUGAAUAAAAAAAAUAAUGUAAGAAAUAUAAAACUGAUAGAAAAGAAAAAAAAAAAUCUUUAUGACAAUCAUAUAUAUGAAAUAGCAUGUGUAAAAACGAGAAAGAGGAAAUUUCCAUCAUUAUAUCUUUUUAAAAAUAUAAAUAGAUAUAAUAAGAUAAUCAAAAAAAACAAAAAAGAAAACAAAAUAUUUUUUGAUCGAAAUGGUAUUAAUGUACCUGAGGAUGUUGCCAUGUUUGGAAAAACAAAUGUUUAUUAUGUAAGAGAAAAUAUAUAUGAUAAAAAUAAAAAUAAUUUAAUUCCUAAUGAGGUGGAAUCGGAAUAUAUAGAAGAAUUAAAUGGUCACAAUGGUAACAAUAGUGUUAAUAAUAUGGAUCGUGUGAAUAAUAUUAGUAGUGACGAUAAUAUAAAUAGUGUGAAUAAUUUAUUGGGUCAGGCAGAAUCUCAACAAUUCAAUACGAAUAAAUCAUCACCAGCAAUGUCUAGCUAUAAUAAUACAACACCAAAAGAAGGAACAGAAGAAGAUUCUAUUUUUACUUAUAUAAACAAAGAUAGAGAUUAUGUUACUCAAGUAGGCAAUUCACCAAAUAUAAAUAUUUAUGAAAGAACCUAUCAAGCUGAUAGUAAAUAUUUGUAUAAACAGUUUGAAAAUGUGAAUGAAGUAAAUCUACAAUUAUUAAAAAAUAUAAAAAAUGUUGAUGAUAAAGAAAAGUUAAUAAAUAAAAAAGUUGUUGAAAAAGUAAAAGAAGAUAUCAAACGAUUUCAAGAAACUGAUGAAAUUAUGGAUAUUAAAGGUCGAAUUGUAAAAACAAAUAAUGAUUUAAAACAUAAAGUUAAAGAUGAUCAAGGAAAAAAAAAUACAAAUACACAAGAUGAUAUGGAUGAAGAAGAAAAAAAUGAAGUAAUUAAAAAGUUAUAUAUGAUUGAAAAAAAAACAGAUAAAUAUCUAGAAGAAAAUAUCUAUUUUGUUAUUCAAUCUUGGCUACCUGAUAUUAGAAUUGAUGAUACACUUAUACUAAUAGAUAAUAUUGAAAAAAGUUAUAACGAAUUUGAUAUGUCCAAAUAUUAUGAUCAAUUUAAUGAAGCCAAAAAAAAAGAUUUCUAUUAUGAUUUACCUCAUUACGAAAUUGAAAAUAUUCCACAAAAUAUUAAUGAUGAUACAGAAAUAGAAUGUGAACAUAUUAAUUCAUAUAAUAAUACAUAUAAUAAAUUAAAUAAUUAUAAUCUAAAAAAAUAUUCAUAUACAUAUACAACCAAUGAAAAUGCAGAUACCAAAUUUAAUAAAAAUGAACCCAUGCCACCAAUAGUACUAAUCAAUACGAAAAAAAAUUUAAUGGUACAACAAUGGGAAUCAAAACAUUUUAAAAAUAGACAUAAAAGAAAUAAAUCACAUGAAUUUACAAGAAUACAAAGAGCCUUUAGACCAUUUUCAUAUGUUGAUUUAAGUGAUAUUACAUGUAUUUAUAAAAAUAAUUUUCUUCAAUUAAAAAUGAAAUUAUCACACAGAAAAUAUAAAAAUGAUAUAUAUCCUUUUUUCAUACCUAUUAAUAAUGCCAAAGAAGAAUUAAUUGAUUUUAAUGGAUACAAAAGAAGUGGAGAUUAUUCUUGGUCUUUUUUUUGGCACAAUUUUAAUUAUGACAAAGAUACAGAUUAUAACUUUUUAAACAGAAACAUUAAAUUGAAUAUAACCGAAACGAAAUUUGAAGACGUUCAUAAGAAAAAGGCAAAGAAAAUAAUGAAAAAAAUUCUACUAGAAACAAAAGGAAAGAAAAGAUAG